UAAGCCGUCAUAUCUCAGUGAGCCGGACACUGGAAAAUGUAACUAUUGUUUAAAGAGCGGUCAUUGGAAGAGAGAGUGCCCACUGCUCCAGGGUGGGGAUAAGAAAUGGCCAAUCUCUCCCAGAUGGGACUCGGCAAAAGGGGCGGGGUGUGCAGCCCCGAUGCGUAAAUGGAACCGCACAGGAGAGGUGCAGGUAGAGGCCACUGUCCCUGUAGAAGGUUCAGGCUGUGAGGUGCCUGAUCCCUCUGGACAAGGGCAGUGCAUCUCUGAAUCCGCUGAUGGGCAGAUCAGGGAGGCGUUGCCUGUGCCAGGAGUGCAUGUGAUAUUGGGUAACAUCCUGGCUGGGGCACGGGUAUGGCCAAGCGGGCCAGCACCACCAGUACGGUCAAUAGAGCCCAUAGAGGCUAAUAAACAAGGCGACUGGGUUACAGAGGUUCCUAAGGAUUGCACUGCUGGGGUGACGGGGGCGAAGAGUCGUGCACAAUCAGGGAGGGGUUCAAAUAGGAUAUCAGGACUGAAGUGUGAAAAGAAAUCAGGUCUAAUAGGAUGGUGUGUGUUUUGCCACUUCUUUGGUAUAUUUCUGUCCGGUGAUAAAGUCUUCCGUGCCAUAGGGAAUGUAUUAUUUACUACACAAUUAUCAUUGGUCAUCGUAGUGAAAUGCACCUUCAGAUUCUUCUUUCAAGAACAUACGGGCAGAACAACCAGUUUCUUCCUGGGGGCUGUAUUUGGUGUAGUGAUAGGUUGGCCCAUUGUUGGUGUGGACUUCAAGAUCUUUGGCUUCAUGUUGUUAUACAGUGGUUUUACACCUCAUGUGAAGGGAAGGUCCAUUGUGCAUGGACUAAUGCGUGGUCGCACACUGGGGAUGGGUUGUGCGGGGAUGGGGCUUGCCUGCUGAACUAAUUUCUCUCUUCUCCUGUCUCUUCCCCUGUCCCUCUUAGACUGCUUUUCCAGGGCCUGGAAUUGCUGAGGUGAAUAGGGGGUGUGACUGGUGAGCGGGAUGGAUGUUGAGCGGGUGAUUAAAUAGGGGAUUGGGAUUGUUUAGGUAAAUGGGGUUUUUGGAUAGUGCAGAAUCCCACUUAGGUGGGCUUCUGUCUUAAGGGGGGGGAUGUUACGACCCUGGCGGGUCUAGGCCCCG
Clupea harengus (Atlantic herring) is the source of this 1135-nucleotide messenger RNA. RefSeq lists its product as uncharacterized. Bases 161 to 895 code for a protein of 244 amino acids. Lineage: Eukaryota; Metazoa; Chordata; Actinopteri; Clupeiformes; Clupeidae. The transcript has a single exon. The record is from RefSeq and is a predicted model, not a curated record.